Molecule: messenger RNA, 3093 nt
Organism: Cyprinus carpio (common carp)
Lineage: Eukaryota; Metazoa; Chordata; Actinopteri; Cypriniformes; Cyprinidae
Product: molybdenum cofactor biosynthesis protein 1-like
Biological process (GO): Mo-molybdopterin cofactor biosynthetic process
Molecular function (GO): GTP 3',8'-cyclase activity; 4 iron, 4 sulfur cluster binding; cyclic pyranopterin monophosphate synthase activity
Source: RefSeq, a predicted model, not a curated record
CAAAGACACCCCCCUCGUUAAUGUUCCAAAAGCGAACUACGUCAAAUUUAAGCCAGUCGCUAACAAACUUAGAUUAUGCCCACAUUUCAUCACAGACAUUUUUGCUUUGACGAUGGCAUUAAAUUGCAGCACAUUUAGUCGCCUUAUUUUAGGAGCACAGGCCGCGGCUGAGGCCUGCACAAAGCGGGCAGUUCACCAGACGUGCGGGAGAUAUCGAGUGUGUCGAUGGUAUUCCGGUGUCACUCAUGAAGAGAACAAACUGGAACAGGUCGGAGAGCUUGCGAUUCCAGGUAGUCAUAGGCGUGUCCUGAAAGAUGUCCUGCCUUUCUCAGCGUUCCUUAUGGACUCCUUUGGACGCAGGCAUAAUUACCUUCGCAUUUCUCUUACUGAGAAAUGUAACCUCCGCUGUCAGUACUGUAUGCCACAGGAGGGGGUAACGCUCACCCCUCGCUCUCAGCUCCUAACAGCAGAGGAGUUGUUGAUGUUAGCCAGACUCUUUGUACGAGAGGGGGUUAACAAGAUACGACUGACUGGAGGAGAACCUCUCAUUCGCCCAGAUGUUCUGCAUAUCAUAGCGGAAUUGAGGAAGUUGGAGGUUUUGAGGGUCUUUGGAGUAUUUAAGUAUGUGAUGAUUUUGUGAAUUUUGUUGCCCAGUCUAAAGAAAGCUGGAGUGGAUCUAUUCAACAUCAGUCUAGACACUCUGGUCCCUGCCAAAUUUGAGUUCAUCACUAGACGAAAAGGGUUUCAUAAAGUGAUGGAAGGCAUUGAAAAGGCUAUUGAAAUUGGCUACAAUCCAGUCAAGGUGAACUGUGUGGUCAUGAGAGGUUUGAAUGAAGACGAGUUGAUUGACUUUGUGUCACUGACAGAGAGGAAACCAUUGGAUGUGAGAUUCAUAGAGUACAUGCCUUUUGAUGGUAACAGAUGGAACUUCAAGAUGAUGGUGAGCUAUCAGGAGAUGUUGGACUGUAUAAAACAAAAAUGGCCCAAUCUGGAGCCUGUUCCUGGAGAGGAAACGGAUACAGCCAAGGCAUUUAGAGUUCCAGGAUUUCGGGGCCAGCUGGGCUUCAUUACCUCCAUGUCAGAAAAUUUCUGUGGCUCCUGUAACCGCCUACGCAUCACGGCUGAUGGCAACCUUAAGGUUUGUUUGUUUGGAAAUUCAGAGGUGUCUUUGAGGGAUUUUCUGCGCUCUGGAGCAACUGAAGAGGAACUACUGCACAUCAUAGGGGCAGCAGUUGGGAGGAAGAAGAAACAGCAUGCAGGGAUGUUCAAUAUAUCUCAGAUGAAGAACAGGCCAAUGAUCCUCAUUGGUAAAAACUGCAGCUGGCUGCUGUCAGUACCUCUGUUUAGAGGAAGUCAGAGGCAGCCUCUUUCUCUGAUCCAUGGCAUGGAUUCAGCAGCUUCUGCUACAACUCACUCAUUAACAAAUUACAUUCAACACUUUCAUGGUAAUGCUAAUAAGGACUACACAAGAACUUUUUUUAAUGAUGCACUAGGUUUGACUCCUCUUUGUAAAAAGCAUAAUCGACCAAGGUUACGUUCUAUGAAAAGAUUCAGCAAUCAAAGUCGUGCAACCUCAGAGGCACUUUGUACUGAAGUGAUGACCAGAUCUUAUCAAGUGAAUUCUGGUGCCUUAAAAACCCCCAAAGCUCUAACCGUUCAUACGCACAUUUUGGACUGGGGGUCUCAGCCACUACAGCUACAAUCCAAAAUAUUUCCUCCCAUACUCUUUCUUAGUGCACUACUGUCAACAGCCAAAUUUAGAGAUUCAACUCUGCAGUUUGCACGGCACUGCCACAGCAAAACCCCUGAUUGUGGGUUUGAUUUGAAAAUACCACAUACAGAUGCACAGUCCUCCAGCCUUGAUGGAACCUCUGAACAGUUGACCCACACUGAUGCACAGGGUAAAGCCUCUAUGGUCAAUGUGGGCAGUAAGGCGGUAACUAGUCGCACAGCCAUGGCUUGUGGCAAGGUCAUCCUGGGCCCAAAAGCUUUUAAUUUGGUGCGUGCCAAUCAGCUUGCCAAGGGCGAUGCACUAGCGGUAGCACAGCUAGCGGGCAUCAUGGGUGCCAAGCAGACCUCAUCUCUCAUCCCCCUCUGCCACCCGCUUCCUCUCGACCACGCCUCCGUUACCAUAGAGCUGCUUGAGGAAGAACAUGCCGUCAUCGUCAAAGCAACCUGCCAAACCACGGGCCGAACAGGAGUGGAGAUGGAGGCCCUGACCGCUAUUGCGGUGGCCACGCUAACUCUCUAUGACAUGUGCAAGUCAGUCAGCCAUGACAUUGUUAUUACUGACAUCAAGUUGCUCAGCAAGACGGGUGGACAGAAAGGUGAUUUUUAUCGCUCACCUGAUUCCUAAAGAAUGCAUAAACUGCAGGCUUAAUCUCACCUGUUUGAAUGUAGCUACAGUAUUUAAUUCUCUCUAGAAUGACAUCAGAUUUCUUUAACAAAAUGUGCCUUCAGAUGCCUCUAUCUAAUCUACUUAUUGUCAUUUUAACUAUUCCUGUGUCCAUGUUCAGCAUAAAAAUGUGACUUUUUCCAAGUAAGACUCAUUUACCUGACAUAUAAAGAGUAUUUUAUUUUGUUCUAGAUUUAUUUUGAUUAUGAUAAUGCAGCUAAUGAAAAUGUGUUUCGUAAGGUUGUCGCAGUUGUCACAGAGUGCUGCAGGGAUUACACAUUUUGCAGGUCAAAACCCGGCAACAAGCAUUUUGGCACUUCCGGUUCCAUCAUCCUGAACAAGUCUUGUAAAAGGCCUAAAAAAAUUAACACAAUCCCAAGCUAUUUUCACAUUUUAUUAUACAAUAUAAAAUACAUCAUUACACCCUUGGGAUUUUUAAAGCUUUUACUUGUCUUGAAAAAUGUUUUUGCCAACAAUUGUCUCAAUGAAUCUACAGUGGUUUUCCGGGACACUAAACGUCAUCCCAGCAAACAGAAAAACACCAUCUCACUAGUCCUCUUUUGCAGCUUUAUUGUGUUAAUCACACUCUUGCAUAGUUUGCCAAUUUAAACUUUCAGGCAUUAUAAUAUACAGUAUAUCCAUAUCUAUCUAUCUAUCUAUCUAUAUAUAAAGACUGAAAGACUUGUUGGAAGUUUAAC